Camellia sinensis is the source of this 1836-nucleotide messenger RNA. The record is from RefSeq and is a predicted model, not a curated record. NCBI's taxonomy places the organism in Eukaryota, Viridiplantae, Streptophyta, Magnoliopsida, Ericales, Theaceae.
AUGUAUCUUGCUUGUGAGAGGAGUGGCCAAUAUAGAGCAACAAAGAAGUUAAAACAUGAUGGCAACAAUACAUCAAGAAUAACCGGUACGAAGAAGUGUGGUUGUCCUUUUGAUAUGAGGGCUCACAGGUUUGCCACAUAUGAUGAAUGGACAUUGACUGUGGUAUGCGGAUUGCAUAAUCAUCCACCUGCGGAGCACCUCGAGGGACAUUCAUAUGCGGGGAGGCUAUCCAAGGAUGAGAAAGCAUUGUUAAUGGAUAUGUCAAAGAGCAUGGUUCGGCCAAAAGAAAUCCUAGUAACCUUGAAACAGCGAGAUGCCCUCAAUGUAAGCACACUUAAAACCAUUUACAAUGUACGCCAUCGAAACAGGGUGGUACAGCGAGCUGGAAGAUCACAGAUGCAACACUUAUUGGGUAAAUUGGCCAAUAUGAGAGGGUCGAUAACUAUGUGGGUGUUAGCUACAUUACGUGAUGUCAUGGAUGGGUUUGUUGUGCCAACAGUCAAAUAUGUCAUAGAUACUUGGUUGGUUCCUUACAAGGACAAAUUUGUGGCGGCAUGGACAGACACGUGUAUGCAUUGUGGCAAUGUUACAACGAACCGGGCUGAGAGUGCACAUGCAAAACUUAAAAGACAAUUGGGUUCAUGUCAAGUCUCAUUUCAGGCAUCAUUUGAGAAAAUACACAUUCUGCUUGAGUUGCAACACACUGAUAUCAUGGCUUCAUUUGAGAAAAGUCUAACUGUUGUGCAACAUCAAUUUAAACUUUCUCAAUUCAGGGAGCUAUGGGGGAAUGUGUCUAUCUCUGCAUUGGAGUAUUUGCUUGUCGAGAGUAAGAGAGCCAAUUCCAUUGGUAUUGAUGUUGAAGCUUGUGGAUGCGUCCUUCGCCACACUCAUGGUUUACCUUGCACCUAUGAGAUUGCUGACUACAUCAGACAAGAUUGUCCUAUACCACUUGCUACCAUACACUCACAGUGGAGGCAACUUCAUAUCUCCAUAUGCAAGAAAGAAAAGGAAACAGAGGUGACUUGUCAUGCAGAAGUAGAGUUGUUUGUCAACAAGUUUAAUGAAAGUGAUAGAACCAUGCGAUUGGAGCUUUUGAAGAAGUUGAAAGAGAUUGUAUAUCCGGAAAGCACUUUUCUUGUUGAGCCGGAGGUGAAGCCCAAAACACGUCCUCGGGAUCAUAAGAAGAUCAAUGUUUCUACCCGUCGUGACCCGUGUGCAUUUGAGUUAGUGCAAUCUGGACAUGAUUCCUUCUCACCUAGGGACACUCAAAUCACUACAUUAGCUUCUACUCUGCAAACCAAGAAGAAGCGACCUGUUAAGGGAAAUGAGAAGGUGAACCCGAAAGGGAAGGUAUACAUUACUAGAGCAGUGAAACCUGGUGCAUAUGUUGAUGCUUUCCCUUCUGGGUUGAAACCAUACAUUAAGUUUGUCGAUGAUGUAGCUGCAGAUGGGAAUUGUGGUUUCAGGGCUAUAGCUGCUUCAAUUGGUCAUAUAGAAGAUGAUUGGGCUCAGGUUAGGCGUGAUCUAUUGGGUGAGCUGCACACACACAAAGAGGAAUACAUUACACUUUAUGGGUCCUAUGAAAGAAUAGUGCCAGUACCUCAACUUGAUAGACGUGAGAUUGCCAUUGGGUUUGUCAACGGAAAUCAUUUUGUCCAGGUUUUGUUGCAGCCAGGCCAUCCAGUUCCUCCUAUUGCCACUAAUUGGAGAAAAUACCGUCACCCUUGUGCUGUGGACUGGGAUGAUGCAUAUGUGCAUCGCAUUCAACAUUUCAAGGACAUUAUUCAUGAUAAUGUAGCUACUCGAGAGACUUUUGAUGUUGUUGAUGUCGCAUGA